UCUGCCAGAGGUGGCCUGUGCAAUUGUUGGUCUGAUGUGAAGGGGUCACCUACCAGCCCCGCUUAACAAGAUGGGCAAUGAGAACAGCACUUCGGAGCUUCCGGUAAGACGGUUUCAAUUGGGAGCUGCUGCCUGACUCAGCACCGCAGUGUUCAUCUCUUCUGAAACGCUUAGACUACCAUGCUUGUGUGUGCCUUGAAACUAGACUUACUGUUUAGAGCUGUUAUGACUUUUGGUGACAUCUGUUAGCAUUCCCCAUCAACUGACAUACUGCCUGCGACAAACCUGUGCUUGAGAUAACAGCUCAGAUAGUGAAAGAGCAAGUGCUGUGUUUUCAUUGUGUUGUCAAACAUUCUGACCGAAUUUUGUUUUGAAAGACUGCAGAUGGUCAGUGAACUCAUUCUGUGUGGUUUUUGUUUUUCAACCUUAACCAGUAUGCUGUUCACUAAAUUUGAUUCGUCUGAAAGAAGAAAGUCAAGCUCCCCUUUCUCAUAUUUAGUGCUGCAAGAUCAGUUUCAUUCUAGUUUUGAUCAUUUGGACUGUUCUUGCAACUUGAAAGAUAAAAACUUAAAAGUUUCACAUUUUCGAGUUCACGUAGGGCUAUAUAGAUACAGUACUUUGCUUUUGACUCGGAUCGCAGAUUAGUUGUUGUAUUUAAAAUGUACUUGUAGCCUACUUUUGAUACGGUCACCAAAUUGUUAUUAAUAUAAAUGUUAUUUCUGAAUAUCUCAUUUUUAAAAUAUUAAUAAAAGUAGGCUAUAUCUCUCCCUUAAGUAACCAUACUUUUUGUUUCCAACCUUAGCAUAGCUAAUUAGUUAAUGCAACAGUUUUAAAAUAGUUUACCCAUUUUGCAUGCGUAUGACCUUUUGCUGCUGAUGUGAUUUUACAAGACAUUUAUGCAUUUGUGCAUUCAACUGUGAUAUUUGUUUGAUAUUCAAUGGACCCUGAAAGGAAUAAUUUGGGCGAUGUUAUGCUACAUUGAAAAGGCUACUCAACUUGGAAUUCAGGGUUUAUCUUAAUAGGAUCAACCUGUCGGGCUCAGUGCUUUUUCAUGGAUGACUCCAACCAGUUUGGUAGGUUCCCAGAGCGAACUUUAAGUAGGCUACUCUUGGUGAACGUCCAGCAACAGCAGCACCGGAGACUAAUUGAGGCAUAUAGUGACUCAGAUCUGUCAUGCAUCUCUUCAAAGACUGUUGCUUUCACCACAUCUUGUAUCCAUCUCUUCAGCUCUUUUACAUUUGUAUUUGCCACAGGAGGGUGCUCCAGAUAACGUGGUGCUAUUUCCUCCAGAAGAAACGCAGUCUGACAUGCUGUGAUGGUGACGAAGUUUCUGCUGAGACCGCAUCACUGGCCCAAGCCCACUUGUCUAGCGAAUCUCAGCAACAUGUUCCAUCCCUCAGUCCUUUGGCUGCCCAGAUGGAUUAUGAACUCCAGGAAGCUUUAAGGGAAUGUGAAGAUGAAAUGGCUGCUCUUGGCAUAUCCUCCCAUGCAGACACAUGGACUGCAGGUGAUCUGGACAGGUUUUAUUCUGUAAGUGAUGAUAAAAAUCAAACCGAGAAAGCUGAAGUCGAAAAGGAUUUUGGUUCAUCUUCACAUAAACCUGCCGAAUUUCAUGAAGGUUGCCAUGGAAAUGAAGGAGCGCACACAAAUGACUCCACAGCGGGUGAAGAGGGGGUGUUUAGCUUCAGAGAUUAUCUUCUAGGAAGAAAGCAAAGUAAUACAUGUGCAGCUGGAGCUGAGGAUGUCAAAAACAUUGAGGAUAUAACAGAAAACCACACUGAAGAAGCAAGCCAGCUGUCAAAGGCAGAACAGCAAAAAAAGUCAGAGAUAGAGACAAAAAUAGACACAGCUGAGAACAUAGCUGGUCAACAAAAGACACAUACCAUAUGGACAGGUACACAAACAACAUCAGAGAUUGAUGCGGAAAAGGAAACACUUACCCAGGAUCAAUCAAUACAAGACAUCUGCUCUUUGAAAAACACCCUGGAGGGUGAGAGUUCACAAGAUGAAGACGGAAUAAAUGUUAUAGCAACCCAGAGAGAAACAGGAAUAAUUCAAGAGACAAAUCCUUCGAAUGAAGAAGUCAGAAGUUCUGAAAAAGCUGCACAGAUGAUUCAGAACUCGGAUGAAAUAAAAAUAGAGACACACAGUCAGUUAAUUAGUGAUUUACUGGCAUGCCCAUCCACACAAACGGCUAAACAUUCUGGUCACACGUUGCAUUUAGAAGCUAAAAUAAGCAUACAGCCAAACAUACAGAAACAGGUGGAGUCAGGGACACAUCAGCAGAUAAGUGGACCGAUAGAAACAAACACAAAAGUAGGAUCAAGCCUUGACCAUCAAAGACAGGAAUUAGGACUCCCAGAACAGCUGAGUCCUGAGGGUAAACAAUUGAUCUGCUCCCCACCUCCAGAACGCGAAGCUCAUCUUUCCCUGGCUGAGGCUCCACCUGCAUUGUUACUGGACUCUCCAGAGGGGCCUGAGCAAAAUGAUAACCAGAAUCAGACAGAUGGACCCUGCAAAUCAAUAUCAGAAGGUGAAACCAUACACCACAACCACUGUACAACAGGGGAAGUCAAACAUGAGAAAAAUGUGUCUGCUGUUGUGAUUGAUUUCUGCCAAGCUACAACAGCCCCUGAACAUGAGCCCAUAGGGAGAUGUGACUUAGAGACAUAUCCACUGGAGCAGGAGAAUGGACCUCCUUUAGGCGGUGGAGCUGGCGCACUCGCACCACUGUGGGGGAAUUCGCACGCUUUGAGCCGAGCCGGUGCAGAAGAGGAGGAGGAGGAAGAGAGUGCCCUUGAAUGGGCUUCAGCAGAGUCCACUGCCUCCACAUUGCUACAAAUAACACCCAUGAUGCCAGAAAUGAUAGAAAGCGAGGGAGAGAAGAAGAGAGGUGAAGCGUUCCAAAGUGCCGCAAUAAUAUUACAAGCAGCAGAGAGAGAAUCGGCAGUGCUGGAAGCGAAUGAGUCUCCGAGCUCAGAGGAAACAUUAAGUGAAUUUAUAGCUGAAAAGGGACAAGAAUGCACCUCAGUAAUUUUUCCAGACAUUAAGUGCUCACCUGUUCAGAAAGAGGAGGCGACUGAGGAGAGCUGUGGCAACUCGACGGAGAGUGAGGGGAAAGGAGGGGGUCUACAGAUCGCACUCUCCCCAGCCGGAGACAAGGAUACAGGCACGGUCGGCACAGAGGACAAAGCUCUGGUCACCUAUUCCUCUCCAGGCGUCCUUGGAACAUGUGACUGGAAGGUGGAGACUUCCCGAUCAAAGGAGAGAAAAGGAGAGAGCGAAGAGGAGGGGAAAAAGGCAAGCGAAGGCGGAGCACAGAACGCAGCACAUGCUGGCAGGGUGUCACAGACAGAGGCAGCGACCGAGACGUGUCCAUCCCAUCGCAUCACAGCAUCACCAAUGGCAACACAAGACCAGAGUGACCUCAUCCAUCCGGUCACAGCAGGCACAGCCCCAUUUCCUCUGACCAUCAACAGAAUAAACGACUGCGACUCCAUCAGCCCACCCCCUCCUCUUUCCCACAUAAACUCUACAAAGACAGAAGCGCAGAGAGAGGAAGAAGCUAAUCUGAAUCGGAGCCCAAUUGCAUCAGGAGCAGACCUGCCAGGCAGUGAUAGAUCACUUCCACCAGCAGCUUCUUUAGAAAACGAAUGUCUCUCUGAGCAAGCCAACGAUCAACAGGUACAGUGCUCUUCACAGACUAGAACCGCAAGCUGUGACACAUCCGUCAAGACAGAGACACAGCAACAAAAACAAGAAAUAACUCCUACAAGUGAAGAUACAUCUCGAUCAACUAAGCUUCAAAUAAACAUGAGGGAUAUCGCCGCAAGUUGUACCAAAAUGGAAGGGUCUCCAAAAGGUAUGCAGAGCUCUUUUGAGAACCAAAAUGAUACAACCCUGAAAUGCCAAAUGACUGAAUGUGCUUCUCUGCCCCCAUUGAUGGUAUUUGAAAGUCUACAUCAUCCAGUAAAAGAGGCUAGCUUCAACUUUAAAGGUUUUCUCAGCAUCAGUAAACCAGCACUUCCUCCUCAGACAGAACUGACCACUGGCCAGAGAAAUACUGACCUGGAUGGAGCAGAAAAUGAACCUACUGCCUCUGAAGAAGAAGGUAAAGAAAAAAAUGGAAAGCAGAGAGAAAAUGUGGAAAUUACAUUUAAUGAGUCAAAGGACUGCAGAGAAAUGACCAGUACAUCUCAAAUGCAGGGUGCGACUACUGUAAAACUUGGAGAAAAUGUUAAUGUAAAUAUAAGUAGCUGUGAAGACGACGGAAAAGUGACAGAUGAAAAUCCUGAUGUCAGUAAGAGAAAUCCUGUUUCAUCACUGUCAGCUGCAGGUGAGACCACCUGUAUUACUGAAGAUAAAGAUGUGGUUAAUGAAACUCUGGAAGCAAUUGAAGUAAGUAAAGAGAAGCAAGAAAAUAAAGAAUAUUUGAAUGCUACUCAGACCACUACAAAUAAUACCAAUGAGUCAGCAUCCACUGAGAAGAACAGCGUUUUAUUACCGGAUGUAUCUCCACAAGGGGGUCGUAACAGCAGCCCUGCUGUGGAUGGUGAGCAGGCUGAUAUGACUGUGUCUGAAGGAGUUGAACAAAGACAUACAGAAAUUCUUCUUGCCACCAAGAAAAAGCUGGAUGAAGAGACUGAUGAAUCAAAGGGAUGUGGGUUGCCUGAAGCAGGUGAUAUAGAACUAACAUGUCCAGGUAAUUCAGAGAAUCUUGUGAAUGACAGUCGAGAGCAUGAGUCAAAUCCAGAAAAAUAUACACGUGAAGUUGAGUCAAAGGUAAAAACCAGCUCCAUGUCUCCAGCAGCAGCCCCAUACAUAGACAGCAUGUGCCACUGCACUCAACCAGACAAGAAAUCCAACACUGAGCAGCUUACUACAAUCUCAGAGAUGCAAUUUCUGUCAAAAGCAGAUAAGUGUGACGACAUGCUGCCCUAUCAGACUGAAUCACAGUUCAGUAAUGAAAUGAUGAAAAAUGAUGCAGCGGAUGCUGGGGACAAAACUGUCCCUUCUCUUCCUGCAGCGGAGACUACAGUACCAGCACAAAGGGAUCUUUCCUCAGCUACCACACAAAGCACUAACAGUGAUGCCAGGGAUGUGUCCGUCAUUGUACUAAAGGCUCCAGGCCCAAUGCUGAGUCACUGUGAGUCCGUUAAUGACUGUGAUAUUGCUGUAGCAGGACCCGGGGAGGAUUGCAGUGUGAACUGUGUGUGUGAUUCUGACACAGAGAUUGCAAUAAAUAUUACAGACAAAUCUAAUCAACAACUGGAUGUGAAUGAAGAGAUGUUAAGAUCUCAAAAUGCAGAUGAUCUGCUUUACUCUGUUGGUGUCUCCACACAGGAAAUUGCAGCAUCAUCUGGGAACCAUUUGCUUACAACUGACAGACCAGUACAGGCAGGUGAUUCACCGCUAAUGUUAAAGAACCCAGAUAUUGUUGUAAAUGCAAAGAUGAAACAGAAUGACCGAUAUAAGGGUGUUGGAGAAUUGGAGGUUGUUAGAAAAGAGAAGAGUGAAGGACAUUUAAAUUCUGUACAUGAUAAUGAUUUAUGCAAUGCCCCUACAAAUGCUACUACAGAAAAUGAGGUAAUUAAUAAAGACACGUCUGAAGAAUUCAAGCAUUUGAAGGGGGGAGAGGACAACAAGGAAACUAAAGAAAAAUCCAAUGCAAAAAAUGAAACUAGUGCCUCUCAGGAAGAAGGGAAUGAACAAAAAAAUGGAAAGCAGAGGAACAAAGGAACGAGGAAGGAACAAGUAGUAAUGCAUAUUAAGGAGCAGAAGCAUAAUAGAGAAGAGACAAAUUCCUGUGAAACAUCCUGUGCUGAUGAAAUGCUUAAUUCUCAACCUGCUUUGACAAUGCAACCCAGUCCUAAUGAUGAAAUCAAAUGUGAUUCACUCCUGAUGCACUUGGAAGACAAUCUCGUCGUUACACUUCUGACUGAGGAGCCUGUUCAACAUGUAUCUGACAAUGUAAAAAUUAAUAAAAGUGUAUCAAAAGGAUCGAGUCAGGUGAAGGGAGGAAAGCUAAACAGGGAGUUUGUGCAAGAAAAUGAGGUACAAAAUUUAAAAUUCAUUGCAGAAAAGGACAGCAAAAAAAGUACAAAUACCUCCCAAGAACAGAAAGAGACUGCUGCAAAAGAAAAAGCUGAUCAAACACAAGGAGAAAAUCAGACAUUAAUAAACCUCUUCGAUCUAUCAGGAGAAAAAAAACUAUUAGAUGAAACCAUUCCAAGAGGAAAAUUGCAGUCUAGCCCUAUGCCUGAUCCUGGUUUAUCCUCUGAAGGGAUUAUAGAAGAGGCUCUGGGUUGUAGAGGGGCACUAACUGACAAAUCUCCUCCAGUCGUUGAUCACACCCUGUCUACAUUGGUGAAUACUUCUCCUGAGAGAGACCACACACAAGAUCCAAGGUGUUUGAGCCAGCCAGAUUUGGCAUUUUCACAAUCCCAAGAGCUCCAGCUGCAACAGAAGUUUAUGAGUGCCCCAGAAGAAAUGUUAAGUGUGAGUAAAGGCAACGUUUUAGAAAAUGCUGAGACCAAUAGUCAUGCAAAUGCUGAGGCAAGUGAAAAGCAAGAGAAGGUGGUGAUGCACUGUAGUGCAGAGGCUCCAAGAUCCCUAAACAGCACAUCAGAGAGUGCCAUGACAGAGGGCUAUGACAAAGAUUUUGCCGAGUUCAAUAUAUGUCCAGAGAAUGAAAAGAAGACAAUACAAACAAUAGAUCUAAAUGGUGGGAAAUUUCCUGUUUGUGGUGAAAAUAAUUCAAAUGAAAUCCAAACUCAGUCAGCUCCAAACAUGUCUGUAACAGCAUCGUCAGCUUCUGAAACUUUAGAAGUCAAACUGGUUAUAGAGGCUACAGAGGCAAAAGAGCCUGCCAUCUCAGCAUCACAGGAAAGUGUGAGUAAACAUGCAGAUUGUAUCAAAUCACAGGUCAGUGCGGAUGAACAUGGGAAUGUGUGGAACGAAAUCCCUGACACCAAGAAAGGCUCAGAAUUUCCUGUAAAUCACUCAAGUGGGUUCUCUGUGAUUCCCACCCUCUCACACCAUGAAGCAGGGCUAAAAACAGAAGAGAAAUGUUUAGACUCUGUUACCACUGGAAACACUGAGAUCCGUUCUGAUUCAAUGAGUGAUGUUGCACAGAUGUUUACAGCAGAACCUUCCCAAAUUCAGCAAGAGAAAGAAUUCAUUUUUCAGUCCUCCGAUUGCCAGCUCUCCACCACCACAUCCUCUGCUUCUGUACUCCAAAAAAGUAUUAAAGAGGAAAAAGAGAUAAGUGUGGAUCAGGCCCCUACAGAUGCACUAGAACCUAACACUCCUAUUUCCACUCCCCAUUCUGAGACAGCCGCCUGGAGGAUGGAGCAGCUUAAUAAGCAUUUGUCAGAGCAAUUCCCAGACGGUGCACAAAACACAGAGGAGCAGAACACACAGUGUUCUGAACAGCAGUUACAACAUGUAAGAACUUGUUUGGACACUGAAAACACAACCAGUUCUAUGAAAGAAGACACCAUUUCAAAUUAUGUACAACAGCGAGAAGGAAUUCAAGAAAAGUCAAGUAAACAGAUGGCGCAUGAAGAAAAGAACAAGGCCAUUGCAAAGGAUCACAUAGAAAUUUCCAAAGGGGCUGAACCUAAGUCUUCACAGUCUAUAAUCGAAGAAAGCAUCUCCAAAGAAAACCAAAGCAAGUUGGAGGAGCAGUCUUUAUUUUCCCCUGAUGAAGCAAUAGUCGAUAAUGUAGACCAGCAAAUUGAAGAAGUUUCUAAUGGAUCACAGACAGAAAUGAAAGAGGCUGUACCAAUGUUAUACCCUGAGACCUCUGUCUGCUUAUUGACUGACCCCCAGGAUUCCCUCCAGUCACCUCCUGCAGUCAAUCAGCAGUCUAGUCAGCAGCCCACUAAGUCUUUUAUUCAAACCUUACAUGAAAACGCCACUACUAAGACAGUUGAAAGUAGCAGUGAGCAAAGUCCUGACAUUGCAGAUAACUCUCCUGGAGACAUAGAAUCCCUUCUAAUAAAAAAAACAAUAGAGAAAGAUGACAGGGAAGCUAUUGAAGAUGAAGUCAGCAAGGUGUCAAAAGCUGCAGAUGUGUUGCUGGGUUCAGGCACAAGAACAGAGCAGGUAUCACAGGUUAUCGGCAGUUUAGACAGCCCAGUCCUCAGUGCAGUCUUUGUACCUGAGAAGUCAGAUGCAGUCAACUCCUCUGAAGGUUCUGAUUGGCUCAGAGCUCUGAAGGAGGCAGCCUCCAUGUCUCAGAUCAUUCCAGAGCACAGAGAUGAGUCUACCUGUGGAUCUACAGAAAACAGACCAUUUGAGACCUUCCUUUCGCCUCAGACUGAUCUAGAAUUCCAAACCCCAACUGAAGAAUAUUUUCCUCCUGCUCCUGAGGAGAGUUUUCUCCCAGCACCUGAGGAGAGUUUUCCCCCGGCACCUGAGGAAAGUUUUCCUCCUGCUCCUGAGGCGAGUUUCCCCCCGGCACCCGAGGAGAGUUUCCCCCCGGCACCCGAGGAGAGUUUCCCCCCGGCACCCGAGGAGAGUUUCCCCCCGGCACCCGAGGAGAAUUUCCCCCCUGCACCCGAGGAGAGUUUUACCCCCAUUACUAAGCAGCCAGAAGAACCACCAGACUGCAGGUCUCCUCUGGUAGAAGCUGCUGAGAGCAGUGAGCCUGUCCCCUCUCCCUUAUCACCCCUACCACAGCACGACACUGCUCCUGCCCUCCCUGCCCACCUGCUCCAGGACACAGUUGAGUUCCCCACACCGCCCCCUACCCCUCCGGACAGGGCUCCCCCUGAGCCUCAGACCCUUCCUCCUACUCCUUCUGGUCUACCAGAGGCUCCCCCUGCUGCCCCUGUGCCUCCUCAAAUCCAACAGCUCCAGCACUCUGAGCCUUCAGCAAGGAGUUCAGACUCAGACGGAGCGUUCGAAACCCCUGAGUCCACCACCCCUGUGAAGUCUGCUUCUCCACCAGUGCCCCCAACAGAGCCCCCCUGCACCAACUCGGAGGCAUUGUCCCAAGAACACACAGCUUCCACUGCUGACAUCUCUGCCAGUGAAGCUCAAGACCCAAAUGAGCUUCAAUCUCCCAGUCGCUCUCAAUCUAUAGUCUUUGAUGAGGACAAACCAAUAGCUGCUAGUGGCACCUACAACAUAGAUCGCUUAAUUGUUGAUGACUCUUUCCCAGAAUCAAAUUUUGGGUCUGAACCAUCAAGCCGAGCGCCUCUCACCCGCUCUCUAAGCCUACAGUCUGGUGAGUUAGAGAGCCCAGGAGACAAAUCCUCAGGAGGAACCUCAGACAAACCCAUCCACCCACGAGCAGAGUCCUUCAGCAUAGGAACAGAAAGUGCUCCGGGAACUCUUCGUAAAGUGAAGAAGCCCCGUCCAGGUUCCCUAAAGAAGAAACCUCUUUCCCGGCAGAACUCAAACCCAGAGCAUUCCUCUCCCAAAACAGUCUCCUCUGGCAGCACGCCAGAGGAGAAAAAGAGAGGGAAACCACAGCCUGAAAGCCCCUUGCAAACCCAAGAGAGGCCUAGCUCCUCUCCCAGCCCUAGUCCUAGUCCUGCUGGUACCCUACGGAGGAAUAGGAUAAAGUCUCGAGUUGAAAGUCCUCCACCUUUGGCUGAGGAGGUCACUGUCAGCUCAAUAUCAAGUCAACUCCAACCGGUGCUUCCUGAUCCAGUGACCGAGGUUCCAGCUGUCCCCGACGAGGAGUCUCCUAUCCCUCCCAGUGCCUCCUACAAAUGGGAUCCGGACAACUUUGAGAAUAUUGACCCAUUCCAUACAGGAGGCAGUAAAGUUGCCAACUCGCCCGUCUUGGGCAGGAAAGCCGACUUUACGUCGGUUUCAGACACCUCUGUUGCUGUAGAGGAGCCUCGUGCCUCUUCCCCUGCUAAAGAGCAACCCAUCAACACUGAGGAACAGCCAAUCACCAAGCGCCAACCAGUCAGACUGGAGUUUGACUAUUCAGAGGACAGUGGAGAGGCACCACGCAGUACUCCUCCUCCUAAAAACCUAGGCAAGAAAUCAGGAGCCAAGAUGCCCAUCCGAAAGCCCAAACUGGGGAUUAAGAAGGCCCCUCCACCCCAGACAGAGCAGCUAGACAAUGCACCUGUCCCUGCACUUUCAAAUGACAUUGAUGAUAUCCCGAUCCCCAAGGGGUCAUAUAACUUCGAUCCCAACAAGUGGGAUGACCCUAACUUUAAUCCAUUUUCUUCAAGCACUGGUAUCCCCAACUCUCCUCACCUGUCUAGUGGAUCUUACAACUUUGAUUCUGACUCCUUUGAUGACUCAAUCAAUCCCUUCAAAUCAUCCAAAAAGAUGGGAAACUUGCCUCCGAAAGCUGCCUCUUUUGACAAAUCCAGCAAUGACAAUGAGAAUGAAAAUGAUAACAUUGUUGAGUUGGAGGAUCACAACCAGAACAAACCUGCCAAAAACAAGAAGAAGCCUCUCAAAUCGAAGUCCAGCAAUGUCUCUUCUCUGUGUUGUUUCUUUAACACUUUUAGAGUGAAGAAAUCACCAAAGAGGACUCAGAUUACUGAGCCAUCUGCUCAGUGUUGUCCUGUGUGUUCUCCACUCUCGCCCUCCACUUCACACACACAUAAUCACCUGCAGGAGGACUCGCCUGAUGCCAAUCCUGAGCCUUCACAAGAUCACGCCACAGAUGAGGAGAAACUGGCUUCCUCCACCAAUCAGAAAUGGACUAGACAUGAUGUAGAGGUGGAACUGAACUCUGACCCCCAAGACUUCCCGCAGCCGACUGACUUUACAGCUUUUGUCAACGAGAACAGUUUACCAGCACAGAGUGAUGUUACAGACUAUGAGAUUGAAUACAUGGAAAAGAUUGGCUCCUCUGCACCACCUCUCUCGGUGAAGAAACCAACACUUUAUCUGAAGCUGGACUCUGUGACAGACAGUCCAAAGAAGACUUCCAACAUGCAAGAUUCAGAGCCCAACUCUCCCUGCACUGGGAGCUUUGAAGAGAUGGAGGCUCAGAUCUCGCAGGGGAAAUCACCUGUGCUGCCACCACGUGGUGCUCAUGACUCCAUGGCCUCAGAGAAAAGCAGAAAGAGGGACAGUCAGUCUCAGAGUCGAACGCAGAGCAAUGAGAGAGAUGGAGCGUCCCCCAUCCAGGGCCCCAUGGAUCCCUCAGAUCUACCCCUUUUAGACAGACUGUCUGAUUCACCUGCUCCUCUCAGCUACCUGGAGCCUGAUCUGGCAGAGACCAACCCCACUGCCUUCGCUCAAAAACUGCAGGAGGAGCUGGUGCUCGCAGCCCUGAGGAUAGAGGCUCUACAGGUAGCCAAAAACAUCUCUCAGAGCCCCACUUUGUCCAGUGUGUCCCCUCAGUCUCGCCUCAAGAAGCCCAGCCCACGCCGCUGGAAUCUCAACGGUUCUCGCAUGGCUAAAAAAACUGCAGGAAAAUCCACACAGACAGAUAGCAAACUCUGUCGCAGGACGUCCCGUAUUCCACAGCAGAGAGAAACGGCCUCACCGGCAGACAGCGGGGUUUCAAAGAGCUCCCUCUAUUCACGAACAGGAUACAUUGAAGGGGAAAGCCCUCAUCUGCCAUGUGACAUGGACCACUCUCUUGGCAUUGCCCGAGAAGAGAUUGUUGUGAAAGAGAAAGAAACCAUGGAGUGGAAGAGAAAAUAUGAAGAGAGUAGACGGGAAGUGGAGGAGAUGAGGAGGAUAGUUAUGGAGUAUGAGAAGACUAUCGCAGAGAUGAUUGACAAAUCUUUUGUGCCUCUGGACCCAAACACCGAGGGUGAACAGAGAGAGAAGACUCUGUCUCAUCACACUAUCCAGCAGUUGAUCCUGGAGAAGGACCAGGCUUUGGCUGAUCUCAACUCUGUGGAGAAAUCGCUUGCUGACUUGUUCCGUCGCUAUGAAAAAAUGAAAGAUGUUUUGGAAGGCUUUCGGAAGAAUGAGGAUGUGCUGAAGAAAUGUGCGCAGGAGUACCUGUCUCGUGUCCGUAAGGAGGAGCAGCGCUACCAUGCCUUGAAGAUCCAUGCUGAGGAGAAACUGGAUAAGGCGAAUUCUGAAAUUGCUCAGGUGAGAGCCAAAGCCAAGCAGGAGCAGGCAGCGUAUCAGGCCAGUCUGAGGAAAGAACAGAUGAAGGUGGACUCACUGGAGCGCACACUGGAACAAAAGAACAAAGAGAUCGAGGAACUGACCAAAAUUUGUGAUGAACUGAUUGCCAAGAUGGGAAAGAGCUAGCCGUCUAUUCGACAGAGUUCUGUCCGUACCACAAAGGGACAAAAGAACAAUAACUGGACAAGCGUGUAAAGAUGGAGGAGCAAGGUUAACUUGUUUGGUAUUGUUUUUUCCUCUUUCUAAUGGACAGAACAAUGAACUAACCAAACAAAAGGAUCUUACACUACUGACGUCUUCACAUAAACUGGAGUCCCUAGGACUGGGAGAACACACUAGUAUCUGGCUGUAAUUAUUUUUUCUUCAUUGUGUUAAUGUACACCACCUUACCUAUGUUGAGGGUCUUGUGAAAGUACUCCCCAUCAGUAGAGACGUUUUUGAGAGUCUGUAUAGCUCACACACACACACACACACACACACACACACACACACACACACACACACACUCAGAGAGUAUGUGGUUAUAGUGAGUUUGAGGUUAUGAGUGCUGUUGCCAUGACAACCACUGAUGGAGCCGACUGUUAAUCUGAUUCCUGUGGUUCCCUCUUCUUAACUUGAAAACAGAAAUGACCAGAGAGAAUAUGUAUAUUAUAAAACAGAUGAAUUAAUCAUUCAGUUGAGACAAAGUGGUAUUCAUGAUCCUAAAAAAAUGCAUGUUGUAGGCCUUGACGGUUUUGUAAAUAUGAAAAUGACUUGAAAAUAGUAAAGGAACAUAACUGCAGAUUUUGAUACUGUUAGUUUAUCUGCUUCUUGUGUAUCUUUGUAGAUACUUAGUGUUCAUUUGUUUCAUUGUCUUCUAGCAACACUGAUGUGUGAUUUUUAUUUUUGGAUUUAUUUUGAUAUAUAAAUGAACCCACGUGUCACUGUCAGUGGUUCUGAGCUAAUUUAAUCUGAAUGGUUUUGUCUCAGUCCUGCUAUAGCUGAUGUUUCAGACAAAUGAAGCUCUGUCAGCUAUACAGGACAUGCUUAUAAAGUGCAAUAAAAGAUGGCAAUACA
Molecule: messenger RNA, 13131 nt
Organism: Onychostoma macrolepis
Lineage: Eukaryota; Metazoa; Chordata; Actinopteri; Cypriniformes; Cyprinidae
Gene: tacc2
Product: transforming, acidic coiled-coil containing protein 2
Exons: 24
Coding region: 1174-12201 (3675 amino acids)
Biological process (GO): cell population proliferation; cerebral cortex development; mitotic spindle organization
Cellular component (GO): cytoplasm
Source: RefSeq, a predicted model, not a curated record